This is a messenger RNA of Lytechinus variegatus (green sea urchin), 1198 nucleotides long. Its product is annotated as cystatin-B-like. Gene Ontology annotation, cellular component: cytosol. The transcript is spliced from 3 exons. Lineage: Eukaryota; Metazoa; Echinodermata; Echinoidea; Temnopleuroida; Toxopneustidae. The coding region runs from base 119 to 469 and encodes 116 amino acids. The record is from RefSeq and is a predicted model, not a curated record. Gene Ontology annotation, molecular function: cysteine-type endopeptidase inhibitor activity.
UUGUUUUCGUUUCAAAUUCAAUCACAUAACGGGGUAUAUAGGGACAGUGACCAGGUGAUUUUGAGCUCUGUGAUCUAGUCUACACAGGUACAUCGUUUGUUGAUUAGGAUUGUUCAUCAUGUCUCAAGAGAAGCAAGUUUCCGAGCAGAUUCCGAAGAACAAGGGGGCAGUAUGUGGGGGCUGGACCGAUAUGACUUUAGUGGGUGGACUUCCGUCUGAAGAAGUCAAGAAUCUUCAAGAUCUUCUGGAGAAGGUACGAGAACCAGCCCAGGUGAAAGCAAAUAGGUCAUUUUCAGUUCUGGAGCCGCUUGCGUUUGCUACCCAAGUAGUCGCUGGUCUCAACUAUCGUAUAAGGGCCCAUACCGGUGAAGAUCGAAAAGCAGUCUUUCUCAUUUUCAAGUCCCUCGAUGGCAAGAUCACUCUAUCCAACUAUGCAGAGGAAGAAAUGCAGCAGACACAAGCCAAAUAAAACUUAAUAAUAUUAAUAAUAACAACUGUAAUCGCUUCUAGCUUUAUAUACAGCUCUUUGUCUUUUAUAGCAACUUUCUCUUCAAUUUAUAAGAAAAUAAAAUGCCUAUAUAGUAAAAAGAAAGCUCGUGGAAGGCAAGAUCGUUUCAUAUUCAUUUUAUUUUAUUUUAUUUCCACACGGUAAUAGCCAAUGUUUUUAAGUAGGUUAGUACAUACAUAUUAAUCACAAUAUAUACAAAGAUUACAAUACACAAAAAGUACAACCUGAAACGAAAUACAAUUAUUUAUAUUUAAAAAAUAAAAACCGGAAGUUAAAAUGGAACUAUUCUGAAUGACAGGGGAAUGGAAACAAAGAUAUGGUACUGGAUUGUUUAGAACGAUUAAUUGUUGUAAUCAAUUUUUUUAUUUCCAUUCAAGCCUAAUAUAAUGUAAUAUAAUAAGAUAAGAUACAAAUUUUACGGAUGAACCUUAUUACCACGGCAUAAUCGGUGAUUGCAAGGCGGACUCAAGAUUGCAAAUAAAAACAAAUAUUAAAGUAGAACAUACUUAUGGAAAGAUGACGGUAAUGAUAGUAAAGAAUAAUCAGAACGAUUGUAACAGACAUUAAAGUUUAGGUAAUGAUAUAAUUAUUUGAAACUUAUUGUACAUCGUUUGAAAAUUUUAAUUUCAUCAAUGUAAAAAGGCCGUUUUAUGAAUAUUGUGAAAGUUAAAAUAUGGCGACACCCAGUAA